AGUCGCAAGAUGGCUGAUGUCGCUUGGAAGUAAUGUUCCCCUCUGCAACAUGAAGCCGUGAGUGUGGAAGAAAGCGAGGGAGGCACCAUCGGGCUUUUAUUUUUCUUUUCUUUUAGUUACUUUUCUUUUAUUUCGUCAAACAUCCAUCUCAUUCCGCGUCGUGUCCGCCCCGGACUUGUCUUCGGGAGUUGACGCGUCAAAUCACGCCGGGGACCCUGCCAGCAGCUAACAGCUAGCCACACAGUUAGCAAAUGUUAGUACAGCUAGACAGCCAGCCAGGCACACAGCUUGUUAAUUUGUUUUAAUUGAUAUUAUAACACCUGCGAACUAACAGGCUACCGCUACACACGUGCUGAAAUUUGCCUAAGGUCGUGCAGUAUAAAUGUCAAAUAUUUUAGCUGUCAGAUAGAAAUAACGAUUUUGCAAGCUGCUCGGUUUAACAUCAUGUCCGCGAACUGGCCAUCCAGCCUGUGGGUUGCUAACUAAUGCGCAGUAUUGCAUCUGUUUCAUGUGCACAAACCAGCAGGGUAAUUGUUUUGUAGGCAUUUCUCAACAACAUCCACCACCUUGCUGCAUUUUCGUUAUUUGCCGCCAACUAAAUUUUUAGGAGCUGGUCUGUUAAAGCCAAAUUAUGGGAGCAGGAAAAAUGUUGAACUUUUUCUGGUUGUAGGUAGCUACACUGGCCUUGCUGGCAUCUAACCAAAAAUCCACAGGGAUGGACACUAAACUGAGCACCCACGACCAAAACUGAGAAAUUGGCAUUUCAGUAUCUCGGAAUAAGUAACGUUAGCUGACACACUCGUACAGCGGUGCAUGGUGACUCAUUUCGCGAGUCUGUGUGACAUAAGUUGUUUUGCAGGGUUAAUUAAACUACAGUUAGUCACUACAUCGGAGACCAGUUAGCUUGCCUGAAGUGCAUAGCUAGCUACAGUCUCGCCCCACAUCACAUUACAAACACGGCGUACAGAACGUAUUCAGAGCCCGCUCCCGGCCAGACACACAGGCUCAACAACACCGUCAUGGGAGUGCAGGGUUUUCAAGAGUAUUUAGAGAAGCGGUGUCCCGGGGCCGCAGUCCCGGUGGACCUCCUGAAGCUUGCCCGUACCGCGGCCCGCCAGCCCCCUCACCACCAUCACCCACACCACCACCCACAUCACCCCGGGCCCAUGCCUCCCCCGCCCCCGCCUGCCAGGAUCCUAAUCGACGCUGACUCCGGCCUGCAGCGCCUCUACGGCGGCUACCAGACGGACUGGGUGUGCGGGGGCGAGUGGAACGCCAUGCUGGGCUACCUGGCUGCCCUGUCACAGGCGUGCCUGUACCAGGGUGGCCUGGAGCUGGUCGUGGUUUUCAACGGCACAUUGGGGAAGGAGCGCUGGCCCGAGUGGGCGCGGCGAGCUCAGGGCCAGCGACAGACGGCGCAGCUGAUAGUCAACCACGUCGGCAGCAAGGCCACCCCGCCUCCACGGGCAUGGUUCCUGCCCCCGGCCUGCCUCAGCCACUGCGUCCGCCUUGCCAUGUUCCGCUUCCGAGUGCGGGUUGUACAGACUCUGGAGGACCACCACCAGGAAGUGCUGUGUCUCUACAGAGACUUUGGAUUUGCUGGCUUGAUUGCUCAGGAUUCUGAGUUUGCCCUCUGCAACGUACCCGCCUACUUCUCCUCGCACGCUCUCAAACUAAGCUGGAACGGCAAGAACCUGACCACACACCAGUACCUGCUGUCUGAGGCCGCCAGGCAGCUCGGGCUCAAGACACAGCACCUGCCAUGCUUUGCUGCUCUGCUGGGAAAUCAUAUUCUGCCUGAUGAGGACCUGGCUGCCUUCCACUGGAGUCUGCUGGGACCAGAACACCCACUAGCUUCUCUCAAGGUGCGAGCCCAUCAGUUGGUGCUGCCGCCCUGUGAGGUGGUGAUCAAGGCCGUCUCGGAGUACGUCUCCUCCAUCAAAGACCUGGGAAACCUCGACGCCAUUGCCAGAGAUGUCUUCAAACAGUCACAGUCUCGUAUGGAGGACAAAGUGGAGCGAUUCAAGAAAGCGGUGGAGUAUUUCUCAGCUGCCUCUAAACCACGCUCGCCCAACAUGGGGCCCUCCUCCUUCAUCUUACCUGGGUUUGGACCCAAUCCAUUUGGGGGACCACCUGGCCACAUGGGACCGAUGCAGCCUGGAAAGAAUCAGUUCCCUCCUCCCCAGGUUCCGGGGUUAAAGCCACCCUAUCAAAAUGCUCCAUAUGGACCUGGCUCCACCCCUCUGUUCCAGAACCCACCGCCACCAUCCCAAGACUGCAACGACUCACUGACGAAUAAGAUGGGCUUCUCUGAUUGGUCAGCUCCAUAUGAUUCCACUCAGGGCGGAAGUCGAUUACCCAAUCAUCACACCAGCACUCAGUCUGGUCCUUCUCCGUCUCCUUCCUCGUCAUCCGAUGGAGAUGAACCCAACGACAGCAACGCAAACCAUUUGACAGACAAGCCCUCUCGGUGGGAGGACCCUGCUGGAAGGGGGGGUUCGGCCUCUGGAGACGGUUCCCAAGGCAACGGGAGUGGGUCAAACAUUCCGUCACUGUUGUCUAUGGCGACGCGGAGUCACAUGGACAUAACCACACCCCCUCUGCCUCAGGUCAGUGCUGAGGUUCUUCGUGUAGCCGAGCACAGACACAGGAGAGGACUGAUGUACCCCCAGAUUUUCCACAUAUUGACCAAGGGAGAGAUGAAGAUGCCAGUGUGUAUAGAGGAUGAGUGUAACUCUGAGCUGCCUCCCGCCUCUCUGCUGUUCCGUGCUGCCAGACAGUAUGCGUACGGCGUCCUCUUCAGUCUGGCUGAAACACACCGUCGCCUGGAGAGGCUCGCUCUCCGCAAGAGGGCUCCCCUGGAAGUUCCUCCAGUGAUUGUCAAAGAAUGGAGCAGUGGUAAAGCCAAGUCAGCCCUGACUCCAGAGCUGGUUCCGGCCCUGUGUUUCCGGGAGUGGACCUGCCCCAACCUGCGGCGGCUGUGGUUGGGUCGUGCCAGUGAGGACCGCUCCAGGAGAACCAGGGCCUUCCUGGCCUGCCUACGCUCUGACUGCCCAGCCCUCCUCAACCCAGCACAGGUCCCACAGCAUCUGCUGCUCAUGUGCUGCGUGCUCAGGUAUAUGAUGCAGUGGCCUGGGGGGAGGAUCCUCCAGAGACAUGAGCUAGAUGCCUUUCUGGCUCAGGCUGUUUCCAGCCAGCUCUACGAACCCGACCAGCUACAGGAGCUCAAGGUGGAGAAGGUGGAUGCCCGUGGCGUACAGCUGGCUUCUCUCUUUAUGGCCGGCGUUGACACAGCGCUGUUCAUCAAUGAUGUGUGUGGCCAGCCGUUGCCAUGGGAACACUGCUGUCCCUGGGGCUUUUUUGAUGGCAAACUGUUCCAGAGUAAACUGGCCCGGGCCGCGCGUGACCGGGCCGCCCUGCUGGACAUGUGUGAGGGACAGGAGGAGCUUGUGUCCAAGGUCGAGAAGAUGCGUCAGGCAAUCCUCGAGGGCAUCAACCUGUCCCGCCCUCCUCCACCUCCUCCUCCUCUUCCACCUCCUGCCUUCCUCCCCCCUGCCAUGGUGCCCCCUUUCUACCCCAUGCCUCCACUCUACCCACCUCGCCCCAUGGGCGGCAUGCCCCCUCAUCAUCACCCACAUCAUCCACAUCACCCUGCGCAGCACAGACCCAGAGCCUUCCCAGGCAUCCAGUCCAUCCCCCCUCAGGGAGGGAAACUGGAGAUAGCCGGCAUGGUUGUCGGCCAGUGGGCUGGGAACAAACCAGUACGUGGGAGAGGGGGGUUCAACAUGCAGGUGGUGUCAGUGGGAGCAGGGAGAGGGAGGGGUAAAGAGAUUCCAGCGAAAGUAAGGGGAGUGAAAAAGGCACCUGCCAACAGAACACAGACGUCGUCACCCCCCCCAUCCAGCACUCCCCCAAAGCCCUCAGAGGAGGCGGGCUCCACGCCAGAGGUUGCGACCCAGCAGCUGAACGGCAGCUCAGCAGCCUCCGCCAUCGGCCAGCCAUUGGAGCUGGCCCCCCUGGCCCAGCCAAUCCCGUGUGCCUUAGCCAGCAGAGACAACCAAUCAGAGGGGGUGGAAGUGGAGGCCCCCUGUUGCCUUGACGACUGCCCGUCAGACGGAGCACUACAGAAGGAGGAGUGAUGGCAUCCCUCCCAGGAUGCACUGCUCUGAGAGAGUUCUGUGUUCGACUGCCUUUCCCUGUUUUUGUAGCCCUGCCUGCUAGCUGUGCACAUUAUCACAUGGAGCAGGAAGUGACGUGAGGCUCCUCCUCGUCCUCCCUGCUGCUCCAUGUGAUAGGCUAAAGCAGUUAGCUGUUACUUCCUUUUUAGUUUUCUCAUGUGGUUUUACAUUGUUUUAUGAAGAGAGGUUUUCUCCAUGAGUCUGUAAGCGCCCCACCCCUCAAAAAUCCUAAAUGCCUCCCUCCCGCACUCAGAGUAAAAUAAGCUUGAAGCCCCACCCCCCCCAUGAACCACAACUUAAACGAGCCCCCUAGUACGUAUGGGUAUCUGUACAGUUUGAAUUUCUUAUUUUGUGUCUUUAAUGGUCCCAUUGUUUGAAUCUCUGCACACAGAUGUUAAGCUUGCGGUUACGGUGACAGAUUGGAUGUGGUUUCCAUGGUUGCAGCAUCUAGGCCUGGUCGCCAUGGUUGGUAAUCUUAUGUUCAUGCGGAUUGUUGCCAUAGCCAUCUCAUGUGAGGUUUGUCUUACAUGGAUCCAGAUGUUCAGAGUUCGACUGUGGAUAUGUGGGAAAGACAGGGAUGUACCAUUCUUCUGUGCAGUGACCCUCGUUCCCAAACUCCGCGGGCUAGCAGCACUGCUAAACACACAGUGUUAGUAUACUUACUAGCAACAAACCCCUUAUUGAUUGGUUUUCUAUGACAGGAGCAUUUCUGCACCGCCAUGGUAUUCGUGUACUAUCUUACUUUGACCUAUGUAGCAAAGCCUAGUGCUUAGCUGUGCUAAGAGACCCCAUGAAUUUAUGCACCUUAAGCCCCAAAGUAUGCAAGAUAUUACCCCGCUCCUCCAAAAAAAAGUGCAUUAUUAUAUUAUCCUCCCAUCCUCCUUGUCCCUUUGUCCCAAAGCUUUGAUUGUAUUAUCCCAACAGAAGCACUUAAUGUUAUAUUUAAAUAUGAUGAAUUUGAACAAGCCCCUAUACAGGUGAAUUGAAAGUCUGUGGGGGGUGUCCCCUGCGCAUAAGUAAAUCAUGACAUGUAGAACUACAUUUAAAGGUAGAGAUCUAUUUGAGAGACGUCAGAAUGUGAACAGAGUGGUUUCAGACAAAGAAGCACUUUGUUUUAAAAAUGUUAAACCACACUGGACAGUCCUCUACCAGGUGAUAAAGAAAUGAAAAACUCGGAGGCACCUUCUGGAGUUAAGGCCAAAAAGAAAAGAAAUGCUGCCCAGCAAUGGAAAUGAAUGGUGAGGAUUUUGGGUAACUGCUGCCAGGCAGAGUUCCCCUCAGAGUGGCCUCACGUUCAAUCGAGAACUCUGCGAUGAAGCUGAAAGGACUCCUGAUUCUCCAUGUCAGGGAUUCCUGGGAGUCAUUUCACAUUUCUAAAACGUUGUUUCCAAAGUGUAUUUUAACAAGGCUGGCCGACCGAGGCCGCCUGUGAUAGAAAAGAGGUGUGGCAACAAUGCCUCAAAGAUCCCUCCGCCCUCUGGUGGCGAUUGAGCAACUGUUGUCAUGACAAUAGCCCAACACCAGGAGCUGUUGCCCCGCGCAGCUCCGGUGUGUCACUUUAGACCAGCAGUUAGCACUUCCCUGCCCCGAAGUUCCCCGGCCGAACACGGCGGGGGCUUCGCGGGUCGGAUCACACGACAGGAGAGAGAGAGGCCUCAUGGCGGACCUGAGCGUGCCGCUCACAAUCUGAGACUUCGAAGAAAACGAAUUGUUUUAUUAGAGCACUUACGUUUGUAGAGAAUGAGACGUGUCCCCCAUAGUAGAUUUCAUCUGACUACGGAAAUACAACUUACCAAUUAACUGGUAGCACAACUGCAAAUGUAAAAGCAGUAGACUGACAGUAGACCUGAGCGAUGCUGGCCAUGAACAUUAUAAUCUCUAUAAACUGACUAAGAGAGGUUGACAUGAGCUCACUAUGUUUAAAAAAGAAAAAGGCAAGUCAACAAGAAGCACCUUAUUUUCUUACUAUGUUGAUGACUUGUGCUCUAUCGUGUGCCACAGAAUUGACAUGGAAAAAGCUCUUCUGAAAUGCCAUUUUGAAGGAAAAAACCCUGACUAUACAGUGUAUGUAAGUGUUAAUGUAGUCGCGUCAGACAUCCCCUCAGUUAUGAACUCAACCAUUACAGUGAAACGCUGACCGUUCACCCGGCCAUGAGCGUAGGCCUACGCUCAUCGUCACAGGGCCGGGCCGCGCCGCGCCGCCGUCUCUUACACCAACACCAAAUGAAAUCAGAGGUUCGGACUUGUUAGCCGUUGUUGGUAGGGGUUAAGCAUGCGAGUGCUGUAGGUGUUUAUAGGUUAAGAGUAGGUAACAGCGUCGGGCUAAACACAGGACUGUAAUACAGACACCAAGACUAGGCUAGAGAAUAUAGCUCCACUGGCCGAAAUACUAAGUCUAGAAUUACUAGGAGUCAUAUACUUAACUGCUUUCAACUUUUGACAUUAGUACAAAUAUGUGUAUCGCAACAGUACAUUGUUAGAAGAUGGCUUUUCUGCGGCGAGCCAGAGUGUGAUCUGGCGUACGAUGCCCUCUCUUGAUUCGCUCGCCAGAUAACAGUUACAGACACACGCACACACACACACACACACACACACACAUGCGACAGACAGGCGCAUUCAGUUGCAUUUGUUACCAGCAGCAUUCUCUCUGCUUUCGUGCUGAAGUGAUUUUGUGCAGUUUCAGUUCCCAGUGGAGGUGUCGUCAGUUCAUCAGAGAUCAUUUGGUAACACAUUCUACUGACGCGGAAAUCCCACACUUUCAAGUUCGCAUGGACGGAUUAAAAGUACAUGUUAGAGGUGUCAGGUGGGCACAGAAACAACCAUCUACACACACACACACACACACACACACACACACACACACACACAGAUACAUAGAUGUUAAACCCUGAGUUACACAGUAGCUAGUAUGGAAAAAAGAAGUCAACACAAUACAUGAUGUAGUGUCCCUCUCUUGUCCUUGUCUGUUUUAGUUCGAUAGAUAUUUGAUCAGUGAUUUUUAUGCUUGUUAUCCUAACCCCCCUCCCCUCCCUGCUACGACACUUUUCUCACCUCCCCUUCCUCCACACCCCUGAACUGUUCGCUCACUUCUUUCCUCUGCCCUCCAAUCUUCCUCAUAGAGCCACUCACACACACAUACACACACCAUGCCCACUGAUUCUCAUUAGAAGCAAACACACACAAACACACUCAGAUAUUUUACACACAGGAGAACCCCCUCCCCCUGCACUUCAGUUCUCUUCUUUCACUCUUACCACCUCCCUCUCUGCCUCUCCUUUAGCCCUUAGGACCGUUUCUAUUGGCCGUUUUCUCUUUUCUCUUCGGGCUGCCCUGCCCCUUAAUCAACCCAACUAACAGUAAAGGUUAUAUUAACGUUGAUAAUCAGUUUCUGUAUGUAUCUAGCCAGAGUCUGGAAAAAAAAAUCAGAAAAAAAAAAUCAAAACGGUUUUAUUCAAUUGUGCAAAUGUGUUUUUCUUACUAUUUUUAAUGUUAUUACAUCUAAUCUAAUCCUUCUACCAUUGCUUCAGUUAGUACUGAAAUACGCUUAGCCAACCUAGAGAUUUGAACUGUAAUGAUUGCGAGUUUCCUUACCUGUAUUUUAUAUGGCAUCUUUAGACCACCGUUUAUUAUGUACGUAAGUAAAUAUUGCCCGUUUUUCGAAUUGAAAACGUCGUCUGCACUAUGUAUUAUGAUUCUCAUAAUAUCCCGGACAACAGUUUUGUGGUCGACUCAUUAUCAAUCUGAGCUGAACUCUGCGCCCUUGCACAAAGCAGCGAAACAUCUCUUGUAAACACCUGAGAACCAAAGUACACCUAGCACCCCCCCCCAACCCCCUAUAAAGCCCCUAUAGUCCCCCACCCCACCCUGCGACGUUGAUGGUUUGCCCCCCCCCUCCUCCGAGUAACAAGUUUUCUGAUGAGUAUGAUUAUAUAUAUUAUGACAUUACAGCACGUGUGAUUUAUCUGACAAGUCUGUGAGGUAGCGGUGUUCUUAAACACUGUGGUUGUCGUGGAGACGCAGACAGACAGGGAAAAAGGAAGGAAGUGUGUCUGUGUGGACAGCGAGCGAGCAGGCAAUUUUAGACGCGCGACCAAAGGCUUUCUGGGUAAAUUCACCACUCCUGUUUUGCUCGCUCGCACUCAGUGGUAACGUCUUCGUUGACUGAAUGUCGGCUGUGUGAAACCCCCGCACACGCUGACCUCAGAUCUGCACUAGUACACAGGACAGAACGACACCUGACAAACAUGCUUUCAGUCGUGCUGGGGUUUUGGUGCCCUCUUUUGCAUUUUUCUUACAUGUCGCGCUCUCUCGAACUUGCCUUUAACUUCCCAGAUUCAGAUUGAUAGAGCAACUUCGUACCAUGCGGAGUCUCUUCAUACGUGGGCACUGAGGCUGAAAGAGGCUGAAUUUCCCUCCAAAAACAAACCUCAGAUUAGGCGGCCUCCAAAUGCGUGCCGUGAAAUGUGGAGUGGGUACAAGAAACAAUUGGCCUGUGUAAUGAAAAACAAGAAAAAGACUUGAAACAGUCUUUGAAUAGAUUAGAAAAUAACUGAUUAAUCUGCAACCACAGACGUUUAUCAGGAAGAAGCCGAACGUGCUGUAGUUCCAGCUUUUCAGUUGUUUAUAGGUCUGAAAGAGCUGCAAUGGUUAGUUGAUUGACAGAAAAUACAUCAGCAACAAUUAAACAAUAAGUAGUUUUAGUCAACACCUGCUGGUUCCAGCAGCUAACCCUUUUCCUCAUCUUAUAUGAGAGUAAACUGAAUGUAUUUGGGUUUUAAACUGCUCUUUGAUUUCAUCACACUGAGCUUCAGGAAGUUAUGACGGGCAUUUUUCUCUAUUUUCUGACAGUUUUUCGACAAAAUGAGUAAUGGAUAUUGAAAAUAACCCUCCACUGCCGCCCUGAUUUCUUUCUUAUGUGACGGUAAACUCUGUCUUUGGUCUUUGGACUGUUUCAUAGACAGAACAAGCAGUUUAAUGGCGUCACUCGGGAUGCGAGACACGAUGGACAAUUCUUUAUUUUGUGACGUCGCAGUUAUAGACCAAACUGUUUAUUUAUUUUAGAUGAAUUUGUAAUGAAAAUAAUCAUUGCAGCCCUAAAAGACUUGCAGCUGUGGCCUUGUCAACAGACUACAAUCCAUGGUUUAGAACUUUCUAGAAUCCAUAAAGGGCUUUCCAGCAAAAAAUCUCAGCUGAAGUUGUUGUGAGGAAGAUUCGCCCUCUACGAGCAUCCUGCCUCCCUGCCUACGCAAACGAGAGCGUCUCUGAAGAGCUUGACAAUGUAAAGAGAACCAAAAGUCCCAGAAUAGAAAUGUACGAUGUAGUGUUAUAGACGUUAAACAGUGUUAUUGUCUGUCAUACAGAAUGUGGAAAGGAAUCAUCAGUUGUGUUGUGCCUGUUCUGAUCCAUUUGCAGGAUUCUCACAGCAUUUUGCCCAGUCUGAAUAAAGGUCCCUAUUCUGUCUGUCUCUCUCUACACUGCCACUCCCCCCCUCAGAAGCCCCCCAAGCUCCGGUAUAAUCCCCCAGCCCCCCGUGGUUAAGUCCCAGUGAGGGGCUCAUGUUGAUCAUUGUGGGCCAUUUCUUGUCACGUUGGUCAGUCACGCCCUCAGCCACAAGUGUACCAAUGCAUGUACUUCUGUACCCAGGGCCACCCGAAACUACCUGUGCAGCAAAAAGUGUUCAAAUUUCUCCAUAAUAUUAUCGUUAUAGAAAUAUUAUCAUCAUCAUUAUUGCUGUUAUAAUUAUGGUUGGUAUAAUUUGUCAUCAUUGUUAGCAUUAUGGAAGCACCAGACUGUUUGUGGAAAGAUGAGAAAAAGAAAGCUUUUUUUUUUUUUUUUUUUUUUUUUUUUU
Messenger RNA from Chelmon rostratus (copperband butterflyfish), 10026 nucleotides. It is a transcript of the gene fam120c, whose product is annotated as family with sequence similarity 120C. Bases 1020 to 4139 code for a protein of 1039 amino acids. Gene Ontology annotation, cellular component: nucleus. The record is from RefSeq and is a predicted model, not a curated record. Lineage: Eukaryota; Metazoa; Chordata; Actinopteri; Chaetodontiformes; Chaetodontidae. The transcript has 17 exons.